CGCAUUUAGCGGGUGUGGAUCCUAUACCAAAAUGAAAAAAUAUUACAAAAUACAUUCAGGUGUUUCUUGCCACAUUCCGGGAAGCACCCAUUAAAGAAUUAAUAACUAUACACAAUAAAUGCUAUAGAUCAGUGAUCUCGUGUAGGCUGAGUUUAAAAAAAAUAAAAGUGCAGUGGAUUACCCCAGGAAAACAUAUGAAAUCCGAGGCGAUCGUCGGUUGGUGGGUGUUCGUUGAUGCAUAGCAAAGUUGUAGUCUUAACAAGAGCUGAAAAAAAAAUACAAGAAACCCCGAGAGGUCCGAAACAAUGCUCAAAGCCACGAGGAAACCAGCGGAUCCAUACAAAUCGAAGCUGAAAGUUAAUGCCAGCCACAAUGGACCGCAUCCAAAGUCCGUCGAGUUAACUGAAGAGGAGGAGGCAUCAACUGGUGGCCAGACAUCCCCUCAAAAGCUGAGCCUGAAGGGCAGCCAACUGGGGGGCAGCAUCUUGAUUGGCAACUACAACUACUUGACCCAGCUGGAGGUGUGCGAAAAUGAAAUGGAGGUCUUGGAUCUCUCUUCGCUGGCUCAACUAGAGACGCUAAAGUGCAGCCGGAACAAGCUGAUGGAACUGAUCAUCAAUGCCACCAACCUGCAGACACUCGUAGCUGAUCAUAAUUACCUGCAUAGCAUCUCCACAACGAACACCCAUCCGGUUCCAAUUAAGCUGCAGAGUAUCGACAUCUCGCACAACAACUUCAGCGAGCUGCCGAACUGGAUCGGAGCAUGUGCAUCCUUGACGACCCUGGGGGCUUCGCACAAUCGCCUUAGCAACGUGACUGGUCUGCUGCGUAACUACAGGAUCAGUCAAAUGGUAUCCUUGAACUUGGCAUACAACGAUUUGAAACAGUUGGACCAAUUGCCUGAGGGUUUUGGCAGCAUACGUAGUCUUCACCUACAGAGCAAUGAGCUACAAAAUCUUCCGGAUAACUUUUUCGCAGUGACCCAUGCUCGCCUUGAAACUUUGAAUGCGUCCUGCAAUAAACUGUCCACUUUGCCGCGCUACGAGCAAAAUAAUCAUGCUUCACUGGUGAAUCUCUCAUUGGCAGGAAAUCAACUUAAUGACAGUAUAUUUGACUCAUUGCACAAUGCCGCCAAGUUGAGGGUCCUCCAUUUAGCCUACAAUCGCAUUGGAGUCCUGCCCGCUGCCUGCGUUCGCAACUGGUCGGAACUGGAGAUCCUGGUUUUGUCCGGCAAUAUGCUACAACAACUGCCUGAGGAGGUGGCCACUCUGGGAGAGCUCAGAGUGCUUCGCUGCUGUAAUAAUCUGCUCCUCUGUACCCCGCAAUUGGCCAAGCUGGGCAUGCUUAAGGUUCUGGAUCUCUCCCACAAUCAUCUAGAUCGGGUAAAUCUUUUGGCUCUGGUUCCUUCCCGGAAUCUGAAGUACUUAGACCUUUCGGGGAACUUGCAAUUGCAGGUGGACGAGCAGCAGUUCAAGGUCUGUCAGACUCAAAGCCAGCGUCACUGGAGCCUAAUAGAUGUCUCGGGGAACAAUAGAGUCGCCCUGCCCACAACUACUCUCCGGCAGGUUAACUCCCAACGGAGUCAGAACAAAACGACUGGACCUUGGACAAUGGGUUUUGCGGAAACUCCAGGCUCUGGAGAUUGCCGCAAGCUUUCUGUCUGUCAGCUGCGGGCGGCCAACUAUGGAGGAUCUGACGAAGCCCUGUACGGGAUGUUCGAGGCGAUGGAAGGAUAUGGACGGGCGGCCCAGGAAAUGGCUCACCUAGUGCCUGAUCUGAUGAAACAAGAACAAAUGGUUAAGGAUUCGGCGAUCAAGGAUUACAUGAAGUUCACCCUGCUGGCAGCACACCAGCAAUGCGGGAACGUGCGCAGUGCAGCCCUUUUCCAUCUCACCAGGACACGGGCACCGUCGAAGGUAAGGCCUCUGAAGAGCAAGCGCUAUGUCCUGCGCAUGGCCAGCACAGGACGCCUUGACGCAUAUCUCAUAAGACGCACCUCCCAGUUGCGACUGACUGAAACGGAAGUCACCCAAAAAGACCAAAAUCAUUCCAUAGUAAUACCAGAUCCAAAAGUUUUAGAGCUCACACUCAGCAACGAAGAUGAGUACCUGGUCGUGGGCAAUGCUCAGCUCUGGUCAGUGAUGGACAUUGAUCGCGCCGCCCGAGAGAUUCGCAAGGAAGAGAACGCUCUGCUGGCGGCAAAGCGGCUGGUGGACAUUGCCCAAAGCUUUGAGGCGACGGAGAAUCUCAGUGUGAUCGUGGUGCGUUUCCGGCAUUUGGGAACCGAUGUGGAACACCUCAUCAGAGAGCUGAAGCAAAGUGUGCGCAAGAAACCACAACCGAUUUCAUUACCCACUUCCAGUGGAUCUGUUUGCAAACGAACCUGCUGCGACAGGAGCAACGCAUGUCGUCAUAGGGCUAUUGAACAGGUGCCCAUGGCAGGUCGAUCCUCGCCGAGUGGUCAGAGCGACCGAGAUCUGCUAACGAAGGAAAAAGACGAUGAGUUUAUCCUGGCACAUGCACGCGUCCUGCAGGAGGAGCAACAGCUGGAGAUGCUGGACGAAACAGAGUCAGUGCUUUCAGAGGAACAGUUCAAGUGCUGGGAGUACAUGCUGGAACAGAACACUCAACUUUUGUUCGACAAGGAGUUAAACACCAUUUCUAAGUCCUUUACGAAGCAGAGAUCUGUCCCGAAUGCCAUCAUGGCAGCUCCGGCUGCCCAGGAUCGCAAUGAUUUCACCUCGAAUCUGAUGCGCAGUGUCACCAAUAAGUUUAUUUCGACCAGCACGCCACAGUUGCCCCAACCUGUAACUAACUCCGUGCCUCUCGGAUCAUAUCAUCAAGUAAAGCAGCCGGUUCCUGGACAUUUUGGCAGUGCUCUCUCAUUUCAGCAGGCGCACAGUUACGGUUAUAAUCUGUUUGACGCCAAGCCACGACCCAAGUUUCCAGGAAGCACCGUAAAGCGGCCUGGGGCACCAAAUUCCGCUUACUUUGGUUCCCUUCAGCGACUGAUGCCGUAUAAUUUUGAGUAUGACUUUGCCGUUACCCAGGAACGAGAGAGGAACAUCCUUGACGAGGAGGAACAGGACGAUGAUGACUUCAACGAGCACGAGAGUCGAAUGCGUAAAUACUGGGGAGUGGCAACCACAGAGCUUUAG
Molecule: messenger RNA, 3158 nt
Organism: Drosophila eugracilis
Lineage: Eukaryota; Metazoa; Arthropoda; Insecta; Diptera; Drosophilidae
Gene: Phlpp
Product: protein phosphatase PHLPP-like protein
Exons: 5
Coding region: 306-3158 (950 amino acids)
Molecular function (GO): protein binding
Source: RefSeq, a predicted model, not a curated record